Pocillopora meandrina is the source of this 2542-nucleotide messenger RNA. Lineage: Eukaryota; Metazoa; Cnidaria; Anthozoa; Scleractinia; Pocilloporidae. The record is from the annotation of a GenBank genome assembly.
AUGGUUGUCGGUGCAUUUCCGCUCUUUAAAUUGGCAAGUUUAGCCGUGAAACAAAUUUCCAAACCGAUAGCAAACAGUCUGAAGACCACAGCGAAACAGAGCGAUUUCUUUAGGAAAUAUGUUUGUAUCUGGCCUGGGCAAGGUGAGGGAUAUUGUGAUGGCACGGAUGUCGACCCUCGUUUGUUAUCUCUCAAGAUCCUUGCUCAGCUCAAGCUCAGCUCGUCUUUAGGUUCUUUCACACCGUUCAGUUUUCUUUGGUUCCCUAGCAGUAUCCAGUUUAAAAAUCUAGUUCCAGAGUUAAGUAAAUGGUCGCAAAAACAAAACUUGAGAGUGCAAGCCUCUCGUCAAUUUCUUGCUGAAUCACAAUAAAUUUCUGUUGAGUUACAUUGUAUUCCCAAACAGAGCCAAAUUGAAAUUUGUCGAUCAUCAGUAUUUUGCCAUCGCACAUGUAACUAUCGCCUUUGGAGAGAAAAGUCAUGACUUUUUGGCCCGUUCUAGACUCAACCAAGUUAGGAAAUUUUUUUCAUGUUUGCAUUAUCUCAAAGCAGUCAUUUAGGGUUGAGAGAAUUUGAGACAGUUAUGCAAGUCGCAGGGUUUGCAGAUCUUUUCAGAAUUGAGAGUGUGAGAAGUAUUUCAUUGAUUAUAUAAGGUUUGAUCCAUUGCCAGCACCAACUUACUGGACUGUCUUUUUGAUGCCUCAAAUCUGAAAAGUUGGGUUAGUUCAAGUCUAGUUUUCUUAUGGGGUGGUGGCAAGGUAAUGCAUACGCACCGCGUAUGAUAUGAAAGGAAGACUGCCUUAACCAUAGCAACAUAUACGUCCUCUAAUUCAGGGAAAAAAUUUCCAAUCAACUUUUUUUUUCUAGAAACUAAGUAGUAUAAUAGUUUAUGUCGUUAAAAAGAAAGAAAAACAGGAACCAGCAGUGGACAAUUAUCCACAUAAAUCAAAACAAACUUUACAAGGAAAUCAACUUCCCAAUUGCAAUGACAAGAUUCAAAAGUUUUGUGCCCCCACCUUGAUUUUGAAUGUAAGUUUCCAAAAGAUAAGCUGAAUAUUUUACCCUAGAAACAAACUAUCUUGACAAUGGCUAUGUUUCAUCCUAUUUCCUCCUUUUUCAUACUGUAAGAGGUGGCUGACACUAAGAAAAACUAUCUGCAAAGGUAUCAAUCUAUUUACACUAAUCCUGAGUUAGCUAACAGCCCAGCACAAAUAAAUACAAAAUCCUGAUCAUAAAUUGAUACUUCAUCCUCAGGCUAUCACUGGCUGGAGACAAAAGUCAAAAUGAAGUUAAUGGGACUUGCUGGUCCAGAAAAAGUACCACUGCUGAGUGAACAAAAAGCAGUAGAUGUUGGUGCUGAGCUCUUGGGUGAAUCACUGGUAUUUGGUGUGGCAGCAGCUUUGCUCUUUCUAGAAUAUAGACGAGGGCAGAAGAAAGAAGAAGCUAAAGAGCAGAAACAAAAUGAAAAGUUAUUUGAACUUCAUAGUCAGGUCAAAGAGCUUGAGCUUUUGGUAGAGACUAAUGCAGCUCAAGUGCGUGAGUUAACAAGACUUGUCCAUAGCAAAGACAGUUAACUAAAAUAAAAAAUAUGACCUUGUAAUUGAUUGAAUUCUUCUCUGCAUUUUAGUUAAAAUUUCAUUUAUUAAUAAGUAUCUUGCCACUUCUGUGUAAAAUUUUGUUGUUGAGAUGCAAAUUUGUGCUUAUGUUGAUGUGUAUGAUUUUAUUUCUCACCAAAGGAUUUGAUUCUUUUUCAAUUGUUGGAAAAAGUAUACCCUAAACAGCCCAGAAAUUUUAGUUUACUUGUAUUUGUGAAUUGGUGAUAUUAAUUUUUACCCCAGAUUAGAUAAUAUCUAAAAUGGCUACCCCAGAAAUCUUUUAGAAAUAAUUUGAGGUAUACUCUGUGUAUCCUUGAUGUGAAAAGGGUUACAGGGUGAAAAUCUUUGUGUUCCUAACUUCCUUGUCUCCAAGUAAUAAACUAAUCAGUAUUUCUAACAUUCAUAGAUAACAUGAGAUUCAACAGCUAUCAUUUAUUUACCUUCAAAGUUUGAAUGUUAUUUUAUGAACUGUUUUCUAUGGGAAGUCAGUAGUGGCAUUCAUACUGAACAAUUUUUAUAGGAAAUAUUGAAAAGACAAUCUAUUAUGGAGACUUUCUUUUUAGCUACAGGUUUGAUUCUACAUGUAAACUGUGUAGUUUACUUAUAAAUAUUUUGGGGAGUGUUUCAAUCAAAAUUGUUGUAGCUCAACUUUUUUGCAAGGUGUUGAGACAGAAGAUGUUUUUCCUCCCUUUUGUAAGAUUUUGGUGGACAUGGAGUUGAAUGCACCUUCUACCCUUCUCCACCACCCUCAUGGCCAGAUUUGCCUCUCAACUUUCCUCCAUUCAUUCUCUGGAAAUCUGUGACUUUGAGGUAGUGAUUUUGAGUCAUAUUGAACCUUUUCCCCAAAAAUAAUAUUCUAUGUGAUUGCUUCAUCUAAGUUCCACCCUCCUACUCAGAGUCACUUAAAUGGGUGGAAAGAAAUCCAUUAAUAGAUAAUGAUAUAACAAUGGG